Suncus etruscus (white-toothed pygmy shrew) is the source of this 1364-nucleotide messenger RNA. RefSeq names its product RNA binding motif protein 48 (gene RBM48). Gene Ontology annotation, molecular function: nucleic acid binding. Gene Ontology annotation, cellular component: nucleoplasm. The transcript has 5 exons. The record is from RefSeq and is a predicted model, not a curated record. NCBI's taxonomy places the organism in Eukaryota, Metazoa, Chordata, Mammalia, Eulipotyphla, Soricidae. Bases 3 to 1106 code for a protein of 367 amino acids.
AGAUGGCGUCCACCACUAAGGAAGUUGUUGAUGUCCUGAGCCACCAUGUCCAAAAGGCCGUCUGUGACACACGGGCCAAGUAUCGGGAGGGGCGCCGGCCUCGCGCAGUCAAGGUAUAUACAAUCAAUCUGGAAUCCCGAUACUUAUUAAUACAAGGAGUGCCUGCAGUGGGAGCAAUGAAGGAAUUGGUUGAAAGAUUUGCUCUGUAUGGUGCAAUUGAACAGUAUAACGCUCUAGAUGAGUAUCCAGCAGAAGACUUUACAGAAGUUUACCUUAUUAAAUUUGUGAAUUUGCAAAGUGCAAGGGCAGCCAAAAGAAAAAUGGAUGAACAGAGUUUCUUUGGUGGAUUGCUUCAUGUAUGCUAUGCUCCAGAAUUUGAGACAGUGGAAGAAACUCGAAAAAAAUUAAGAGAGAGGAAGUCAUAUAUUGCAAGAGUUACCGAAAAUAAAGAUUAUUAUGUGACAAGGAAGAAACUGGUUACAGAGCUUAAAGACACAAGAGUUUCUACACAGGACUUACUAGCAGACAUAUCUGGAUCUCGUGCAGCAACUUCAAACGUUUCUGGGAACUCAACUCCUUGCUUUCCAUAUUCUUGUGAACUGCCUUUAUGUUACUUCUCUUCAAAGUGCAAGUGUUCAACAACGGAGCAUAUGAACCGAGCACCGGAGUCCUCCCAGGACGGUGGAAAGUGUGGUAGGUCAGUGGCACCUUGUAAUCACAUUGACUCUGUGCAGAGAAUGCAGAAGAAACCCUGUGCCAUGUCAGUGGCCUGUCUGAGUUCACAGAAGGAUGCUGCUCCUCCCUCAGAGGCAGUGGGCAGGUUUAUGCCUAGGACCACACAACUGCAGGAGCGGAAAAGGAGAAGGGAAGAUGAUCGCAGACUUGGAGCUUAUUUUGAAACUAGCACUGAUAGUAAUGAGGUUAUGAUUGGACCCCAAUUACCGACUAUCCCUAAAGUGGAUCUUCAUGACGACUCAUUGAAUACAACAGCAAAUUUAAUUCGAAAUAAAUUGAAAAAGGUCAUUUCAACCAUGUCAAAUCCUCCAGAGGACAAGCUGAAAGAUGUGCAUUUAAAUCAUCCACCGAAACAAAGAAGAAGAAUAUAGAUUAUCAACAGCAAGUUCAUAUUUUCUAAGGAGCCAUUUAUUUUUAUUAGCCUAUUAUUAUAAUUCUUGUAGGCUUAAAGCUAUCAUUUUCUAAUGUACUCCACUUUGUACUUUUAUUCAAACUAUUUAUCUAAUACAGUUUAAGAUUAGUGUUAAUUAUGUUUUACUUGAUCCACACUUAAAUUUAUCAGAACUUUACCACCUCUCAUGUUACAAUAACAAUAUGUAACUUAACUGUAGCAAAAAAGGAAACUUUGU